GAAAUGCUCACUCAGGAUGAGUCUUUUGCAACAAGAAUGAGGAAAUUGCCAAAGCAAACAUGCUAUGGUGUGUCCAUGAGUUGUGUAACUUCCACUUUGUUACCAGUAAAGUAAGAUUCUUUAAAAAACAGUGUCAUUGGGUUCUCUUUGCUGAUUGGUUGGCCAUAUUAAGAAACAUCAACUCAUCCCUUUAAAUGCAGUAUUCACUGAGACAGUAUUUGAAGAGUGGUAGUAAGUUCUCUGUAGGGCAGAAACAAUGACCUAAGGAAGGUGAUGCAGCAACAAUAUUUGAAGAAACCAGUCUCAUGUGGAAUAUCAAGACAGAGAAGAUUGAUGCUGGAAAUCUAAAACUUUCCUGAAUGGCUGCUGCUAGGAGAAAGCUUACUGUAGUUGGAGAUGACUGCUCUGGUAAGACGUGCCUCCUCUUCGCUCUGCGUCACAAUCAGCUCCCCACAUUCUAUGAGCCAACCCUGUUUGACACGUACGCCACUGACAUAGAGGAAGAUGGGAAGGAGAUGAAACUAUUUCUGUUUGACGUGUCGGGAAAAGAUGAAGCCAGCUACCGAAAUCUCCGCUCAGUGUUCUAUGAGGACACCAACAUUGUUUUAAUAUGUUUCUCAGUGGACAGGCCUGACUCACAGCAAAACGUCCUUGACUUUUGGGUUCCAGAAAUCAAACUGUUCUGCCCCACGGUUCCUAUUAUUUUGGUGGCUACCAAGAUUGAACUGAGGGAUGAUGAAGGUAUCAGGAAGAAAUUAGCUGCUCAAGGCUAUGAGCCAAUUAACACUAUAGAAGGAAAAGCUUUAGCUGCCAGGAUUGGGGCAUAUGCUUACCUGGAGUGUUCUGCCAAGACAAAAGAAGGUGUUGAUACCGCCCUGGAGAUAAUUAGCCAAUGUGCAUUAAAUGAGAAAAAGAGGAGAAAGAAGCACCAAAGGUCCUGCCAAAUUCUCACUUGCAGGCUGAAGACAUGAAGUAAAAGGACAGCUACACUCUCUGCUUUGCAAGUCAUUGACAAUUUGGAAAGAGACUAAAACAUGCUGUCAACCUAAGCAGAGAAUCUGAGGGAAGCACAGAGACGAGGCAAGAUGGAAAGACUUUGGGUGCACCUCCAUACUCUUCCCUUCUCCGAAGCACCGUUUGCUGCCAGUCCAGGGAACUGGUUUACAGACUGACAUUAAAGGUGCAAGUCUGGGAGAUAGAAGAUAAUGUAACUAUGGGAUUUGGAGACAGAUGCCAUAACAGAAAAUGAACAUAAAAAAGUUCAAAGGUAAACUCCUGAUAAAGGGACAGGGCUAAUUGAGCAUAACUGUUGUGAACUGGGAGAAUGUGGAAGUGCAAUACUUUCUUUUGCUGACUUACCUAGUGAUGGUUUCAUCACUCAGCAGCUUGUCUGAAGUUUCCCAGGGGAAAACAAGACUAAACACAAAAUGUUACGCUGAUUAUGCAACCUGCAGCUGUACCCUUAGCAAACUAGUUUUCCCAGAUGACAGACCUAGUAAAAUACACACUUCAUAUUUUUCUUGCCCAUUCUUCCCACCAACAUUUGUCUAUUGAUGGUAACAUGGAUAGAAAUACCAGAGUUGGCCAGGUAUUAUUGAGUGGGUUGCUCCUACUUUUUAGUAGUGGGUUUGAGUAACAAAUGUUUUAAGGAUGAUGCUUUACAUUUCCAAAGAAUCUCUGUGCUUUGUUCAACUUGAAUUAUGAAUCCAUCUCUUGGUGAUAAAAAAGUGUUAUUUCCAUUUUCAAAACUGAGAAACUUAAAUUGUUGCCUAAAGUAAGUGUGAACUGUCUACUACAUGGAGUUCCUGUUUUUCUUUACUCAUUUUCUUCACCCUUUUCCUUUUCCCUCCGGAGACAAUUUUGCACCUCGAUUUCUUCCCCUCUCUGUAAUAAUCCCCUCUAUGCAACUUGAUAUUGUACACAAAUUUAAAACUCUUUUCUCCUUCCUCCUUGGAUGUGUGUUCUGUGCAUAAGUGCUCUACAGAUUCAGGUAAUAACAUACAUUAGUGCAUUUCAAAGAGCUGUAUUUAUGUAGAUAGGUUUAAAUUGUUAUUUCCAUUUUAUAUGCGUAUGUGUGGGUGAGGAGGAUUAGACUGCAGAUAGGUUAAAGAACACAGGUGUCUCAUGUGCCUCUGAUGUAGGGUAUUAAACUGGAGAAAGACCACUUUGCAAAGAUGCUAAGCACUGUCUGCUCCCACUGCUUGGAAAGCACAACCACUGGUGAAUCUGAAGCUACACUGCCUGCUGCUUAGUAGGACAUGGGCCAGCAUACUGACUAGUUUUCAAUCCAAGAAAACAAGGAGUUUUUUCUUGCGGAGGGUGCUUUGCUCAAGAAAAGAGUAGCUGGUCAAUGGCUCUGUGUCCAAGUGGAGGUGAGGCACAAGUGGUGUCCCUCAGGGAUCCAUCUUGGAUGGUGCCCUUCAGCACCUUUAUCAGUGACCUAGGCAGUGGGAUCGAGACUAUCCUCAGUAAGUUUGAUGAAGAUACCAAGCAGAGUGGUGCAGCUGAUAAAACAGAAGGAAGGCAUGGC
Meleagris gallopavo (turkey) is the source of this 2530-nucleotide messenger RNA. RefSeq names its product ras-like GTP-binding protein rhoA. NCBI's taxonomy places the organism in Eukaryota, Metazoa, Chordata, Aves, Galliformes, Phasianidae. The record is from RefSeq and is a predicted model, not a curated record. Gene Ontology annotation, molecular function: GTPase activity; GTP binding. Gene Ontology annotation, biological process: small GTPase-mediated signal transduction.